Toxotes jaculatrix (banded archerfish) is the source of this 7915-nucleotide messenger RNA. It is a transcript of the gene atp13a3, whose product is annotated as ATPase 13A3. The record is from RefSeq and is a predicted model, not a curated record. Gene Ontology annotation, molecular function: ATP hydrolysis activity; P-type ion transporter activity; ATP binding. The transcript is spliced from 34 exons. NCBI's taxonomy places the organism in Eukaryota, Metazoa, Chordata, Actinopteri, Toxotidae. The coding region runs from base 408 to 4220 and encodes 1270 amino acids. Gene Ontology annotation, cellular component: late endosome membrane. Gene Ontology annotation, biological process: polyamine transmembrane transport; intracellular calcium ion homeostasis.
ACGAGUCACCUUCGGGUAAUGGGCGGCAUUCACCCUCCCUGUGAUUUCACUCAUGUCACUUCCUGCCGUCAGACAGCCAGUUCAGGCCAGUUCACUACCGCUGUAGUACUCAGUCUGUCCCACUGAGCUGUCAACACACAGCAGCGCUCCACUCUGCCCGUCUGCCGCGACAACAUUUUUCUACUAAACUUAGUCCGUUUUCCUCUUCAACGACGUUUUCCUUCAGAUAACAGCUACUCUCGUCUCACUAUGACUCGAAGGUGAUCUUCAGCGUGUCCAGGUGGUUCUGGGGUUCCAGGUUGGUGUGGUGAGAGAGCAAGCUAACUACGGGGAGGAGGACCGCCUGGGGCAUCGUGUCCCUGGCUCUCAAGUAACUAAGGAAGGGGCUUGGCUAACUGUUCUGCAGCAUGGAGAAGGAAGACCUGAAGGUCCUCAACAAAGGGGAAGAGGAGGAGAUGGAGCUGCAGGGCUACCGUCUAUGUCGUUGGCGGCUGGCCCUGGUGGGCCUCGGGGUGCUGUGUACAGGGGGCUUCCUCCUCCUGGUGCUCUACUGGAUGCCAGAGUGGUGCGUCAAAUCCACCUGCACCCGUACCACAGCCCGUGAUGCUAAAGUGGUGUUGCUGCGCUCCACGGACGAAUUCCGGCGCUGGUUUCUAGCCAGGGUGCGAGUGAUGCUGGCCCCGGGGAGGAACCCCUUCCACAGCCUGGAGACCCAGACCACCUCCCCCUGCUCCCCUUCCUCUCCUUCCUGCCCCUUCUCCUCCCCUGCCACCCCUGCUCUGGCCAACGGACACACCCCUCACCCCUCCGAUGGCAGCCCUGCUCAGGAGCUCAUCAGAAGAUUUGCCGACUACCAGCCCACACAGAUUCGGUAUUUUACCUUCCAUAGCACAAAGUAUUAUUGGAAUGACGAGGUGCAGAACUUUGAAGUUCUGAGCGGCCUGGAGGAUCUGCAGAUCAGCUGCUCCACCCUCCACUCGGAGCACAGUGCAGGCCUGACCAGGAACCAGCAGGAGUACAGGAGACUGUUCUUCGGAGUGAAUGAAAUUGCAGUGAAAGUGCCUUCUGUUUUCAAGCUGCUUAUCAAAGAGGUCCUCAACCCUUUCUACAUCUUCCAGCUCUUCAGUGUGAUCCUGUGGAGUGCCGAUGAGUAUUACUACUAUGCUGUGGCCAUUGUUUUCAUGUCGGUCAUAUCCAUAGCUACCUCUCUGUACACCAUCAAAAAGCAAUACGUCAUGCUUCACGAUAUGGUGGCAGCUCACAGUAUUGUCCGUGUGUCUGUAUGCCGAGCCAACAACGAUAUUGAAGAGAUCUUGUCUACUGAUCUGGUGCCAGGUGAUGUGAUGGUCAUCCCCAGCAAUGGGACCAUCAUGCCAUGUGACGCUGUGUUGGUCAGCGGCACCUGCAUCGUCAAUGAAAGCAUGCUCACAGGUGAGAGUGUUCCAGUGACAAAGACCAACCUCCCAAACCCAGUGGCAGGGGAGAGGGGGGAGGAGGCUGACAGUGCCUACAACACAGAGGACCAUAAGAGACACACGCUCUUCUGUGGCACCAACGUCAUCCAGACCCGCUUCUACACAGGCGAACUGGUCAAGGCUGUGGUGGUCCGCACAGGUUUUAGUACAGCCAAAGGCCAGCUGGUGCGCUCCAUCCUGUAUCCCAAACCCACCGACUUCAAGCUGUACCGUGAUGCCUACCUCUUCCUGUUGUGUCUGGUGGCUGUGGCAGGAAUCGGAUUUGUCUACUCCAUCAUCCUCAGCAUCAUGAACAAGGUGCCAGCUAAGACCAUCAUCAUUGAGUCCCUGGACAUCAUCACUAUCACUGUGCCACCGGCGCUGCCAGCUGCCAUGACAGCUGGCAUUGUGUACGCCCAGCGACGCCUCAAACACAUUGGCAUUUUCUGCAUCAGCCCACAGAGAAUCAAUAUCUGUGGGCAAAUCAAUCUGGUCUGCUUUGACAAGACUGGAACUCUGACAGAAGAUGGAUUAGACCUGUGGGGAGUCCAGAGAGUUGAGAAUGGCAGUUUCCACCUGUCAGAGGAAAAUGCCUACAAGGAGAAUCUUGUCAAGUCUCAGUUUGUGGCUUGCAUGGCCACCUGCCACUCUCUUACCAAAAUAGAUGGUCAGCUAUCUGGAGACCCACUAGACCUUAAAAUGUUUGAGGCUACAGGAUGGAUCCUGGAAGAGGCCACUGAGGAGGAAACAUCCCUCCACAACCGUAUUAUGCCCACAGUGGUUCGACCCCCAAAGCAGCUGUUGCCCUCAGAGCCUGCCGUAUCACAAGAACAGGACAUGGAACUCUAUGAGCUCUCGUCAGCGUAUGAGAUAGGUAUUGUGCGCCAGUUUCCUUUUUCCUCAGCUCUCCAGCGAAUGAGCGUGGUAGCUCGUCUGCUCGGGGAGAAACGCAUGGAUGCCUACACGAAGGGGGCACCAGAGGUGGUGGCUAGUCUCUGCAAGAAAGAGACAGUGCCAGAAAAUUUUGCAGAGGUUUUGGAAGGCUACACCAAGCAGGGUUUCAGGGUCAUUGCUCUGGCUCACCGUCGACUUGAAUCCAAACUCACAUGGCACAAAGUCCAGAACAUCAACAGGGAUCACAUAGAGACAAACAUGGAGUUCCUGGGUCUGAUCAUCAUGCAAAACAAGCUGAAGGCAGAAACCCCAGGGGUGCUGCAGGACCUCCACCAGGCUCACAUCCGCACUGUCAUGGUUACUGGUGACAAUAUGCUGACAGCGAUUUCAGUGGCCCGAGACUGUGGAAUGAUCCCUCCCAAUGACACAGUCAUCAUUGCUGAUGCCCUCCCUCCCCAUGAUGGACAGGCCGCUAAGAUCACCUGGAGAUACGCUGACAAGCCCAGCAAGACACCUCGCCUGGAGGAAGUGAACAUCAGCCUGGAGGAUGUGUGCCACGUAGACGAGCCCAAAACACAAGAGCUGUACCACUUUGCUAUGAAUGGAAAAUCAUUUGCUGUUAUCUCCGAGCAUUUCCCUGACAUGCUUCAAAAGCUGGUUCUGCAUGGGACAGUGUUUGCCAGAAUGGCCCCAGACCAGAAAACCCAGCUUAUUGAGGCGUUACAGGGCGUGGACUACUUUGUGGGGAUGUGCGGAGAUGGAGCAAAUGAUUGUGGGGCUCUGAAGAGGGCCCAUGGUGGCAUCUCUCUCUCAGAGCUUGAAGCCUCUGUAGCCUCCCCCUUCACCUCCAGGACCCCCAACAUCUCCUGUGUUCCCAGCCUCAUCAGGGAGGGCCGUGCUGCCCUCAUCACCUCCUUCUGUGUGUUCAAGUUCAUGGCCCUCUACAGCAUCAUCCAGUAUAUCAGUGUCACUCUUCUCUACUCUAUCCUCAGUAACCUUGGAGACUUCCAGUUCCUCUUCAUCGAUAUUGCCAUCAUCCUCCUUAUUGUCUUUACCAUGAGUCUGAACCCAGCGUGGAAAGAGCUUGUGUCACGUCGGCCACCGUCAGGUCUGAUCUCAGGGCCUUUGUUGUUCUCUGUGCUGACCCAGAUCCUCAUCUGCUUGGGCUUCCAGACCAUUACAUUCCUUUGGGUCCAGCAGCAGCCCUGGUACACAACCUGGACACCACUUACAGAUGUCUGCAACCUGUCAUCGCACAUUAACGUGUCCGACCACAACGACACAGAAGUGGAUGACCACAACAUCCAAAACUACGAGAACACCAGCCUCUUCUAUGUCUCCUCCUUCCAGUAUCUCAUUGUUGCCAUCGUUUUCUCAAAGGGCAAACCUUUCAGGCAGCCUAGCUACAAGAAUUGGCCUUUUGUGGUGUCUACCUUGAGUUUGUAUUUUUUCCUCCUGUUCAUCAUGUUCCACCCCAUCGAAACCAUUGACGAGUUUCUAGAGAUUGUUUGCGUCCCGUUUGAAUGGAGGAUAAAACUCUUCCUCAUCAUCUUAGUCAAUGCUGUUGUGUCUGUUGUGGUGGAGACCUUCAUCCUUGACAUCGUCUUAUGGAAGCUUGUGUUCAGCCGAGACAAGCAGGGCAGCUUUGGCAUCACUCCUGCCGCCCCGACACCACAGGGCGGCAUUGACCUGCGGGCGUACAAGUGUCUGUCCCGGCUUUGCUGCCCACGCAAGGCACCCAAGGCCCGCUACAUGCAUCUGGCCCAGGAGCUCAGUGUGGACCCCGACUGGCCUCCAAAGCCAACCACCACUACUGAAGCCAAACCCCGCCCAGAAAACGGCUCCACCUAUCAAAUCAUGAUCAGCUCCUAGCACCCCCACAGCUUCUCCCAGUAUUCAGUUUACCCAUUCAUAUAGGAGACAUGCAUAUAACGUGUGCUUAGUGAAUACACAUUCAACCUCUUCAAAUUAAACUAUCACAGGAUAACUGCUUUUCGUCACUGUUCAGAGACUCGCAUCUAAAACUAUAGUUCCAGACACAUUACUGCAAAAACCAUAGGAUUACACAUAAGUAGCAAAUAAAGUUAGGUGUCAGUACUCUUGCUCUCUCUAGCUUGCCCACUUGCAUGCUCUCAGGUCUCCCUUGCUUCUCUUAUACGUGACUUAAACAUCCAUGGCAUCAAAUUUAAUUCCCAUCUCUUAUUGCAGUGUCUGAUCACGAAAGCAGAUCAGGUUGGGAGGAACGUUGAUAAACCAGGUCAGAUUAGCUCAUUGACUUCUUAAGAUUGGAUGAUCGGAUAUUAAACCAGGUUUAAUAUUUCCUCUCUUUGUCUUUCAAUCUGAGUUUUAGGAAGAGGGCUAAACAAAGAGGUUUCACUUGAAAAUGGAGAGAUUCUUUUAUUAAGUGUAAGUGGAAAGGCUAAUGGAGUUGAAUAUGGACAGAGUAAUAGAUAAAUACCUGUAGCGGGCUGCAAGGACCAACUCUGUAUGAUCUGUUCACACAAAAGCAGUAGCAAAGACGUCCACUCUUUGCUCGUAUUUCUGAGCAACCAUCGCCUCACUUUUAGGAUGUUCACACAGUUAGUAACGUGUUUCACAGGUCUAAUCUGUUGUGGGCAGUGUAGUCUCUGACUGCCACUAUAUAAGUGGUCUUCUAAUGUACAUAUAUAUAGUCAUUUACAUGAGCUAGCAUGACCACCUGGCAAGUGCUCAAUAGAGAGCACAGAGUGAUAACCAAAAAUAUUUUUAAAACUUGACAUGGACCUGGUUGAAUACUGGUUUCAAAUUACUCAUUUGAGACCAGUAUUUAAAUACUCUUUCAAACACACUGUGAGUUGUGGAAAACUGGGAAUGAUGCAUGGCUAUAGUCUGUCUUGUUAAAUUGCACACCCUGGGCAGAAGUACAUGUUCACAUUUAACAGUAAACACAAAAAUAUACAUAUUGAAUUUGCUGAUAAUGCUGGUCGGGGAAAGUAUAUAGAAUGAAAUGGGGAAUGUCCAGAUUUCGUAAGAUUUGGAAACUGCACAAUAAGUCUGAAAAUGUUAACAUUUUUUCACAGCUGACAAAUCAUCCCCGGCAAACUUUAAUUUAAAUUCAUGAAAACAUGGAAAAUGUCUUGUUUAUAUGAUAAGUGGGCAAGGCAGGCUUAGAGAAAGUGGGCUUUUAAGAUUGCAGUACAUUACACAUCACAGAUAGAUGACUUAACAGUACAAAAUGAUGAACCUCCAAAUAACCUGACACCAAACUGUUCAUAGACAUUCAGAACAUUAUGACUUAUGGAAAGUAGAAGACAGGCAGACUUGGACAAAACAGAUGUUCUCAACCACAGGCUGGGACCUGUGGCAGGCUCUCCAUCAUGUUUGACAGAGAAUAACCUUUUGGGUUUUUAACAAAGAUAUUAUGUAGAAAAAUUAAAAAGUGAAAAAAAAAAAGAAAGACCAUAACAAGAAGAAAAAGACUAACUUUGUUUCAGCUUUUUACCCAUGCUAGCACAGUGAAUCCAUUGGGCUGUUGGUCCAGACUGAAAUAUAUCCACUACUAUUGGGAUUCAUUUCCAUGAACUAUAGUGCACACAUUUUUUUUUUUUUUUUAAUGUCAUCAAGAAGUCAAAAGCACUUCGCUUCAUAACAGGAUAGAUAAUGACUGAAUUCUCAUCGGUCUUUACAUUUGCUUUACAUACUAAAUGUUUUUCAUUGAUCAUAAGAAGUUGUUUUCUGGUGUGUGAUGAGCUUUGUCUUGUUCUGAAGACUUGAAAGACUAGAUGGUUGCAAAGCUAGAAAUAUUGCUACAAAUAUACUGCGUUACUGUAGAAUUCAGAAACAUUUAUGUUAACAUGACUGUAUUUAAGAAAAAAAGAAAAAAAAAAUCCGCCAAAGAAGCAGCAUGAAUCUGACUGUGAUCGUGGACAGUUAAUUACAUGCAUGAGACCAUGUGAAUCAAAGCAUUCUACAUCUGCAAACUCGCGUCAGAUCGGCUACAAAAAGCCAGUAGUUUCUUUUUUUUUUAAUUAUUUAAACAAAAAUUCUUCCUAUGGAAGACUGAUUAAACGUGUUAUAGUAAAUUAAGGCAUUGUGCAACCCAUCUUCUCGCUGCUCUUGACCUAAUCAAAAGAUCCACACAACAGCACAUCUUUCAUAAGAUGGAUGCAGAUUACCGUGUACACUUGUAUUCAUGUAUUACACAUAGGCUACCUGCAUAGAGAGUUAAGGGCUAUAUUUUAUGUUCACAGCUGUUUCUUUGACAUUUGAAGUGAUGCUCCCCGAAAUCUGCUGUAGACAUUGAAAGUGGCUGUAAAGUUUGUAGUUUCCUUCUUAAUAUAACCUUACCGUGGAAAGUUGGUAAUGACAAGCAGUUUACACUUGGUGAGUGGAUUGAGGAUGUUUUUGUUUUUUUUUUUCGUAUUUUGAUACUUUUUUCAGCCAUGAAAAUUGGCUCCAUUUGGCAAUCAUUAUAACUGAUUUGAUGAUCACAUCCACUGUAAGGAGAAAACUGCAAACAGAGAUAGUGUUUGUCAAAAUACAGAUUUUAAGGUAGAGAAUCACUUUGAAGCAAAGACACCAUCACAUGCAGCUGGUUCCCAAUGUCAGUAUAACUAAUAGCAGCCUGUCUUUCAUGAAUUAUAUGGUUUCAUAUUAGUGAUGCCACAGUGUCUGUUCCAAAGUAUUUUCAGACUGCUCGUCAGAUGUUAUGAGACACCAUGUCUGAAUAAUGACAAAGUAAAUGUAAUGUUACUCCUUAUCCAUGAAAACAUGAAGCAAAUUAUUUCUCAGAAAUCAGGUAAAAGCGCUGUAUUAUCUGAUAUUUGUAUGACACACAACAUUGUCAUUAAUAAUUCAUCAUUAAUAAUCAACAGACAGGCUAUCUGUUGAUUAUUAAUGAUUUAUCAAUAUAAAAACACAAUCACAACAGGUUUUCUUAAUACCAGUAAUAACAAGAGUCUAAAAUUGCUCAGUUGCUAAAAGCCAUUGUCUAUUGAGAUGCUUGUAAUAAUAUUCCAGAUACAUAUGAAUCUUGUGAUCCAUAGUAUUUUUAUGACAAGCUUAUGACAUGUGACUAUAGUUUUCAUGUAUACAUAGUUUAUUUGAUGAGGAAACUUGUAGUAUUUUGUUAAAGUAUUCUGUGGGCAAAUUGUUAGUGUGAGAAGAAGGAUUUACAGUAGAUGAAACUGGUAAGCAAUGCAUAACAUGGCUCAAAUGGAAAUUGUUGUGCCAACUUGCAGAAGAUUUCUGAUAUUUUGUCAAAACUGUUGGAUUUAAACAAUGUUGCUGAUGCCCAAACACUGGCCACAUGGAUUUCUAUGCUUCUGAAUAUUUAGUGGUAUUUUCUUUUUUCUUUGCUUUCAGGGUAUACUUUUUUCCUCUACAUACCUACUGAGGCUAAAAUUGAAUGUUGUGUAAAGAACAAAGUGUAAUGCAAUGCAAUACUCUGGUUAUUGAUUCUAUUUCCAAAGACUUUUCAUCACAUCUGCAUUGGUUAUUUGAAAAAAGGAAAAAAAAGAAAAAAAAAAAAAGAAAGUUUUGCUUUAGCCUGUUACCAGUUCUGUCAAAUCUGAUGUUACUCAGCAGAA